Molecule: messenger RNA, 730 nt
Organism: Globicephala melas (long-finned pilot whale)
Lineage: Eukaryota; Metazoa; Chordata; Mammalia; Artiodactyla; Delphinidae
Product: semaphorin-5A-like
Source: RefSeq, a predicted model, not a curated record
GGUGUCCGGCCGCCCGGGGUGCGAGCGCAGUUGAGCAACUCGACUGAGAUGCCCUCUUCAGUUCCAUGGCUCUCCUCAUGUUCAGCUGGGCACUCUGUGCUUCAAAGGCCAUGGAUUUCCUGGGGCAUGAUCCUACCAUUUCCUGAAGUCUGGACACCUCACCUUCCUUCUGCACUGUGGGUACAAUUCCCAACGGCUCUGUGAUGAUCUCUGUUUAUCAGCAUCUGGAAAGGAAUUGAUGCUGCACCCCUGGAUUUCAUGGUUUUCUUGUGGUGCCACCUGUGGGUUCAGCUGCCAGAUGUGCCAGGUGUAUACGGGACAGAACCAUGAGGAAAGAUACUGCAAUGAGCAUCUGCUGUGCCCCCCACACAUGUUCUGGACAGGCUGGGGUCCCUGGGAACGGUGCACAGCACAGUGUGGAGGCGGCAUUCAAGCUCGCCGCAGAACCUGCGAGAAUGGUCCUGACUGUGCGGGCUGUAGUGUGGGGUGGCCGAGGAGCGCUGAGAAGCUGGAGCGGGUGUGUGGGUUGCACCUUCCCGGGUGGAGGCGGAGCCAAGAAGAAGGAGGAGCUUUGGCUGACGGGCCCCAAGUCCUGGGCUCUCAAGUGGUGCUUCUCUCACCCUACAGAAGGAAGGCAAACUUCCCACUCAUCCCAUCUUCCUGUGAUGCCUGGCUUUGAGGUGUGCAAACCUGCAGGCACCAAACCCAGGUGUGAUUUAUAAUUUCCACA